This is a messenger RNA of Drosophila ficusphila, 911 nucleotides long. Its product is annotated as CLIP domain-containing serine protease B15. Gene Ontology annotation, biological process: proteolysis. Bases 1 to 849 code for a protein of 282 amino acids. Gene Ontology annotation, molecular function: serine-type endopeptidase activity. Lineage: Eukaryota; Metazoa; Arthropoda; Insecta; Diptera; Drosophilidae. The transcript has 4 exons. The record is from RefSeq and is a predicted model, not a curated record.
AUGAACUCAACUGCUGGAGUGGCCGUGAUCGCAUUUUUUCUGGUGCUUUGCAAGCCGGGAUUUGCGAGACUUUUGGAACCAAAUUGUGGCAUAAACGUCGAUGGUCCCAGUUAUGGGACAAGAAUUAUCGGUGGCAGCGAUGCUCACAUUACUGCCCAUCCAUGGAUGGCCUUUCUGCACUUCAAUUCUAAAGUUUUCUGCGGUGGAACUCUAAUCACUCGUCAAUUCGUCCUGACUGCCGCCCAUUGUAUUGAGGGGGUACCACAAUUUACUGUUCGACUUGGAGGAACGGAUUUAAGUCCCAGCAGUAGUGGGUUGAUGUGUGAACUGCCAGCUGAGGAUUACUUGGUGGAACACGCCAUCAAACACAAAUACUUUACAGCUGAUAUCGGUUUAAACGAUAUCGGAAUUCUCCGACUAGGCAAACUAGUGACUUACAACGUUCAUAUUAGGCCGAUCUGUAUUGUCCUGGACCCAGCGAUGGAAUUGCUGGUCCGGGACAAUAUAUCGCUCGUGGCCACCGGUUGGGGCAAAACGGACUCGGGAAGGGUGGCCGCCCGCCUCCAGGAGGCCCCCAUCCUGGUGGUGGACAGGGACAUCUGCACCGAGCGGUACAAGUUCCCGCUCAGCGAAAACCAAAUCUGCGCCGGCGGAAAAGAGACGAACACUUGCUUGGGCGACUCCGGCGGACCGCUGGGCGGCAUUGUGAAUGUCUACGGAACGCUGCGGUUUGUCCAGUACGGAAUCACCAGUUAUGGAGACAGGGAGUGCAGGGCUCCGAGUACCUACACUGAUGUGACCAGGUACUACGAGUGGAUUGAAUUGGUGGUCGACAAAUAUAGCAGAUAAAGAAAUCUAUAAGAUAACCCUUUUUGGUUCUUCAAUUUUUACCAAGUUGUUGAAUAAAAGUC